AUGAAACCGGUCAUGUUUCGAAAAGUGAGAAUUGUCCAGCAAGGAAAGCGGAAUGUUACAAGUGUCGUAAAAAAAGGUCACUAUGCUAAAUGUUGCAAGACUAAACAAAAGUCAGAAAAACGUGGGAACUUUCAGAAACAUUUGCCAAACAAGAACAAAGUGAACUUAGUGGACUCACAUGAUGAACACUUUGCAUUUAUUGUAAAUGCCGAGAAACAAUCAUGUAUUUCUGUAACAAUAGGAGGUGUGCAGACGGACAUGAUAAUAGAUUCAGGAGCAACCUGUAACCUGAUCAGUGGACUCGAAUGGGAAAGACUGAAGAGCUCCAAAGUGAAGUGUGACUCGCGCAAGUGUACAAAGAAACUGUUUGCAUAUGGCAGUAAGACUCCCUUGAAUGUUGCAGGAAGUUUCACAGCAGAAAUUUCAGUUGGCAAACCUACACAUGUGGCUGAAUUCGUUGUUGUAGAAGGUGGUGUACAAAAUCUUCUGGCCUGGUUUCGUGAUGUAUUCAGUGGACUAGGGAAGCUUAAGAAUUUUCAGUUGGAGAUUCCCAUUGACAAAACAGUGAAACCUGUGGCUCAGAGUGUUAGACCAGUACCAUUUAGUAUGAGAGAGAAAAUCAACAAGAAACUUCAGGAGUUAUUAGACAUGGACAUAAUAGAGAAAGCCGAAGGACCUACUCCAUUGGUCAGCCCAAUAGUCGUGGCGCCGAAACCAAAUGGAAGUUUCACAGCAGAAAUUUCAGUUGGCAAAACUACACAUGUGGCUGAAUUCGUUGUUGUAGAAGGUGGUGUACAAAAUCUUCUGGGUAAAGACACUGCGUUAAAAUUGAACAUGCUCAGACUAGGACCCGAACUGUCAGAAUAUGUCAACAGUAUAUCAAGACAAGACUUGUUACACCAGUUUCGUGAUGUAUUCAGUGGACUAGGGAAGCUUAAGAAUUUUCAGUUGGAGAUUCCCAUUGACAAAACAGUGAAACCUGUGGCUCAGAGAGUUAGACCAGUACCAUUUAGUAUGAGAGAGAAAAUCAACAAGAAACUUCAGGAGUUUUUAGACAUGGCCAUAAUAGAGAAAGCCGAAGGACCUACUCCAUGGGUCAGCCCAAUAAUCGUGGCGCCGAAACCAAAUGGUGAUAUCAGACUUUGUGUUGACAUGCGACAGGCGAACCAAGCUAUAAUUCGGGAACGUCAUCCAAUACCAGCAGUGGAUGAAAUUCUCCAGAACCUGAAUCGGAGUUGUAUUUUUAGUAAACUAGAUUUGAAACUGGCAUUCCACCAAAUAGAGUAA
Saccostrea cuccullata (small rock oyster) is the source of this 1287-nucleotide messenger RNA. RefSeq lists its product as uncharacterized. Gene Ontology annotation, biological process: proteolysis. The transcript has 3 exons. Lineage: Eukaryota; Metazoa; Mollusca; Bivalvia; Ostreida; Ostreidae. Gene Ontology annotation, molecular function: aspartic-type endopeptidase activity. The record is from RefSeq and is a predicted model, not a curated record. The coding region runs from base 1 to 1287 and encodes 428 amino acids.